Neopsephotus bourkii (Bourke's parrot) is the source of this 2935-nucleotide messenger RNA. It is a transcript of the gene TXNRD2, whose product is annotated as thioredoxin reductase 2. The record is from RefSeq and is a predicted model, not a curated record. Gene Ontology annotation, biological process: cellular response to oxidative stress; cell redox homeostasis; glutathione metabolic process. Gene Ontology annotation, cellular component: cytosol; mitochondrion. The transcript has 17 exons. The coding region runs from base 73 to 1518 and encodes 481 amino acids. Gene Ontology annotation, molecular function: flavin adenine dinucleotide binding; thioredoxin-disulfide reductase (NADPH) activity; glutathione-disulfide reductase (NADPH) activity. Lineage: Eukaryota; Metazoa; Chordata; Aves; Psittaciformes; Psittacidae.
UCGGGCACCUCGCAGGGGUCCUGGCUCGGCGCAGGGGCCCUGGCUCGGCGCAGGGGCCCUUUGCCGUACAGCAUGGCGACGCUGUGGCGGAGGCGGGAGCGUCUCCUAGGAGUGUCAGGACGGCUGUGCCGUACAGUGCGAGCCCUCUCAGGAAAGAAUGAGUAUGACCUUCUGGUAAUUGGUGGAGGGUCUGGAGGCCUUGCUUGUGCAAAAGAAGCUGCUCAGUUUGGAAGGAAAGUGGCUGUUUUGGAUUAUGUGGAACCUUCUCCACAAGGAACCAAAUGGGGACUUGGUGGAACUUGUGUGAAUGUUGGCUGUAUUCCUAAAAAGCUUAUGCAUCAAGCAGCCCUUUUAGGCAGUGCCCUUAAAGAUGCCCAACACUAUGGCUGGAAUAUAGCCCAACCUGUUCAUCAUACCUGUUUCUUGUUUUGUGAUAGGUCUGUGAUGGCACAAGCUGUUCAGAAUUAUGUGAAAUCCUUGAACUGGGGACACAGAGUGCAACUACAAGACAAGAAGGUGAAAUAUUUCAACAUGAAAGGAAGUUUUUCUGAUCCACAUACAAUCCGUGGUUUAACGAAAACAGGUAAAGAGACUGUUGUUACUGCAGAAAAUAUUGUCAUUGCUACUGGAGGAAGACCAAAGUUUCCUACACAUAUUGCAGGUGCACUGGAGUAUGGAAUCACAAGUGAUGAUCUGUUCUGGUUAAAAGAAUCUCCUGGAAAAACGUUGGUUGUUGGAGCCAGCUAUGUUUCACUUGAGUGCGCUGGAUUUUUAACGGGCAUUGGAUUGGACACUACAGUCAUGAUGCGAAGUAUCCCACUUCGUGGAUUUGAUCAGCAAAUGGCAUCUUUAGUAACUGAGCACAUGGAAUGUUAUGGCACAAAAUUUUUAAAGAGAUGUUUCCCAGCCAAAGUUGAAAAAUUGGAGAGCAACAGAUUGCAGGUGACCUGGAAAAAUACUGACCUGGGCACAGAAGAAACUGAUUGCUUUGACACAGUGAUGUGGGCAGUAGGCCGAGCCCCUGAUGUUAAAACUCUCAACUUGGAUGCAGUUGGAGUGAAAACUAAUUCUGAAACUGGAAAGAUCAUUGUUGAUGCCAGUGAAGCUACUUCUGUUCCUCACAUUUAUGCAAUUGGAGAUAUAACAGAGGGCCGUCCUGAAUUAACACCCACAGCAAUAACCGCAGGAAAACUGCUGGCUCGGCGUCUUUUUGGCCAGUCUUCAGAAUUGAUGGACUAUGACAAUGUACCUACCACAGUUUUCACUCCCUUGGAAUAUGGUUGUGUUGGAUUGUCAGAAGAAGCAGCUGUGCAGUCUUAUGGAUCAGAUAAUAUUGAGGUAUACCAUGCGUAUUAUAAACCUUUGGAGUUUACAGUGGCUGAAAGAGAUGCAACUCAAUGCUAUAUAAAAAUGGUGUGCUUACGAGAGAGAGAGCAACGAAUACUUGGCCUUCAUUUCAUUGGACCAAAUGCAGGCGAAGUUAUUCAAGGAUUUGCUCUUGGAAUCAAUUGUGAGUGACUAGCAUAAAUGAAAAGCAGAAAGGAUUAAGAAGGCAGGACCGCAAGUAUCAUGUGAGAAGUAUCUUGGAAAUCACUGAUUGCAGUGUGCCCUCAGUACACAUUUUCAACAUGUGUUUGUAGUCCAUUAAUUGCCAGUGGUAUAGAUUCUAGAACUACAUUUUUUAGGAUGUCAUUGUUUUGAAGUUUUAUCCAAAAUAACCAGUGAAAAGGAAGCACAUGAAACUGGAGUGCUUUUCUGCCUUGCCUGAGGGAAAUUAAAACUUUAGCCACAGUAAGAGGUUUUCAGCAGGUCAGAUUCUUGUAUUGGUUUCUAUUGUAUUUCACAAAUCCAGGGUUUUCAAUGUGGAACACCCACUAUAAGAGCUGCUGUUUUCCUUUGUCAAAUGUUAGGUCUUACUUCAGCCUCUCCAAAGGAUGACUUUCCAUCUCCCCUCCCCACUUAGCACUCCAGUAAUGUGUGCUUAGCAGCAAUUUUUUGCUUGUUGGUGCUUUUCUGGAUGUAGGAGGAGAAGACAUCUAUGAAGACAGAACCCUUCUCUGUAUUUUGUAGAAGGAGAGAACAUUAUUCUAUAGAGAGCUUGAAACUAUUCUUAAGUUUAGGGCCAUUUUAGCUAUUCUUACAGUAUGACCUGCCAGGAAUAGCAGCUUGAAGGAAAGUCAUGAAGUCUAAGAAUGUUAUUGGACACGUAAAGGAAUUAAGCUAGCGGAAUUUUAGCUCCAGGUUUUUUGGUGGGAUUUUGUUUUGUUUUUUUCAAAGAAAGACUUUUUCCUUCUACUUAUGUUAUUGAUAAUUUCAGUUUAAGCACCAGACUUUCUCUAAGAUCAUGGAAGAAUAUUCUGGUAUUACUUCCUUCAGCAGAUUCUUUCCAGCAGUCCUAAUUAUGAUUUUCUUCCUCUGUGUGUAUAUGUGUGUUUUUCCAUCUGGAGUCGGAGUUAGUGAAACACACAUGUAUGUACAAGAAAAGCUGAAGGCUGCUGUUGUAUCACAUGCUUUUGCCAUAGGCUCAGUUGUGACUUGGGAUAAAUUGCUUAAUUCUCUCUGUCUCAACUCUUACGACAGUUCUUCCCUACCUAACAGUGUUGUGAAGCUGGGUGUUUAAAUGUUGUGUAAGUGCCUGAGAAAUAACAGACAGCAUUGUUUGAAGAAUAAAUGAACUCCUCUUCUGAUAAAAUGGAUAAGAGCAGAAUUACUUUGAUGUCUUAGGACAUUCUAGCUGCUUCAGGUGAAUAGUGUUUGACUUUGUGAAUCUUUGGUUUGUUUUUUAUUUUGUAGAUGUGGUGCUACAUAUCCUCAGCUAAUGAAGACAGUUGGCAUUCACCCUACCUGUGCUGAAGAAGUUACCAAGUUGCACAUUACAAAGCGUUCUGGCUUGGAUGCAACAGUUACAGGCUGCUGAGGUUAAAAAUGCCAUCUC